Molecule: messenger RNA, 555 nt
Organism: Funneliformis caledonium
Lineage: Eukaryota; Fungi; Glomeromycota; Glomeromycetes; Glomerales; Glomeraceae
Source: the annotation of a GenBank genome assembly
AAUUCUACCACAUCUGAAAGACAUCAGCAAUAUAGAAAUUGGUCACAAAAAACUGCUAUGCCAUUAAGUGGUAGAUCAGCUUCAUAUUCUUCAACUAACUUACCGGUUGAUUCUUAUACCGGGACUACUCAAGAAUUUGGUAUCGAUUCACAAGAGUUAUUUUUUCCAGAUGAGAAAUCAUUAGUCAAUUGGUUAUAUACACGGCCAGAUUUAAUUGCUCAAGCUCAAAGUCCGUCUAUAACAAAUUUUUCACCAUAUAAGACUAAAGCUGAUAUUUCAGAGUCAAUGAAUAAAGAAACCUUGACAAAUCUAGUUAUGGAACAAUGCAAACUCUUAUUUUUACAUAUGGCAUCUCUUGCUAAAGAUUUACUUGUUAUUGCUGGUAAAGUUUGGAAGCAAAAACUCAACAAAUAUCUUGAUGCUAGUGACUAUCUUGAAUUCAAGAAGUUUCCGUCUUCGCUCAAGUCUCUUGAAACCUUUGUUGCUGAAAGUUUAAGAAUCCAUGUCAAAUAUUUGAUGGCAGUUCAAGAUCAAAAAAACCCAUCCUAUUUGUGA